Striga hermonthica is the source of this 1704-nucleotide messenger RNA. NCBI's taxonomy places the organism in Eukaryota, Viridiplantae, Streptophyta, Magnoliopsida, Lamiales, Orobanchaceae. The record is from the annotation of a GenBank genome assembly.
AUGUCACCGGUUUCAUUGCCUCCCGGGUUUCGAUUUCACCCGACCGAUGAGGAGCUCGUGGCUUAUUACCUAAAACGAAAGAUCAACGGCCGGAAAAUAGACCUUGAAAUCAUCCCAGAAGUUGAUCUCUACAAGUGUGAGCCAUGGGAUCUUCCAGGAAAAUCAUUAUUUCCGAGCAAGGAUCUCGAAUGGUAUUUCUUCAGCCCCCGUGACCGAAAGUACCCAAACGGGUCUAGGACAAACCGGGCCACAAAAGCCGGAUAUUGGAAGGCCACCGGCAAGGACAGGAAAGUAAAUUCACAAAUGAGGGCCGUUGGCAUGAAGAAAACCCUAGUUUACUACCGUGGGAGAGCCCCUCAUGGAGCUCGAACCGAUUGGGUCAUGCACGAGUACCGUUUAGACGAAAGAGAAUGUGAAAUUCCCACUGGCUUGCAGGACGCUUAUGCCCUUUGCCGCGUGUUCAAGAAGAGUUUGAACGUCCCGAAAAUUGGAGAUCACUACAAUAUUGCCUCGGCCAGCGACCGGUCGUCGAGCAUAGACAUACAUUGUGAAGGAAAUUAUGAAAAUGACCUAAUCGAUAGUUCUGAAUAUCCAACGCCGACGAACACAAUUCCCACUUGCAUUAACAUAACCGGCUCAUCAUCAAACGAUGCGACAUGGUCACAAUACUUAUCCGAAGAUGAAUUUACCUUCACCAAUAAUAAUAAUAAUCCUUACUCCAAUCCCGGCCCGGCUAUACUGUAUCCACCAUCAAAGGUUGACAUAGCAUUAGAAUGUGCAAGGUUGCAACAUAGGUUUUCUCUGCCUCCAUUGCAAGUUGAGGACUAUUCACAGGCUGCUAAUUUUGCUAACGACAUUCCGAAUAUUGUGUCGAGUUCGAGUCCUUUCCAUGGAAACAUUACGAAUCAUCAACAGCCCGAUAUUGUGAAUGAAAUUCUUUCAGUUGCUCAAGCUUCUCAAGAUCUUCAAAACGACGAGGCCGCUGGAAUUUACGCGCCAGUCGAUGAUUUUUCGUUUCUUCUUCAUAGUAACCCGGCGACACCUGGCAAUGUGGGUUCAUACCAAUACAUUGAAAUUUGUGAUGGUGAUGAAAUUUUCCAGGCUGGGAGAAUGAGUGAGAAUUUGAGAUGGAUUGGUACGUCUAACAAUGAACUUGAAAAGGCCUUUUCAGAUGAUUUUAAGACAGUCCCUAUAGAGAAUUUCUCCAAUAUUGCACAAAGAGAAUAUCAUGAAUUUGAAGGAGAAACAAGCAACAACCCCAACUUCAAUAAUGUCUUGACAAACAAUAUUGAUCAAACAACAAACGAUCACGAUGAUUUUUUGAACGACAAAGAUAUCGACGAUUUUUCGAGCGCCCCGUGCUUUGAAGUGUACGAGAAAGUAGAAAUCAAUCACGGGUUGCUUGUUUCGACCCGGCAAGUGCCCAAUACAUUUUACCACAAAGUCGUGCCGUCUAGGACAGUCCGAGUCCACGUAAACCCCACAAUAGUGAAAUCGAAGUUUUCAAGAAGCAUGGAGAGGUUCAUGAGCUUGAAGAGUACGAAGUUUGAUGAUGAUCAUAAGGUGAGGGACUUUGAUCAUGGAAUUAAAAGUUCAAAGGGGAGCUUAUUGUUAUGUGGUGAAGUUAGCAAUAUGAAGUGUUAUUUGACAUUUGCUUUGGCUUUAUGUGCCAUUUGGAUUCGAAUUGUGACACCUUUUUCUUGA